GGCGACAGUGCGGUAGUCCGCUGAUAAGAGUGGUGGAGAUAAAGUCCUAUCUAGACCAUGUAUUUAGUUACGGCUACAGCUUGACUGAGAUAAAUUCUCGCAACCAUGGUCCGAGUUAUUAAUUUCAAGAGAAUUAUUAUAACCGGGCUAUGUGUUUAUAUUCUUCUUACCGUCUAUUUUUUACUGUUCAUCGUUCCAAUGGACCAGGCAGAUGGUCAGUAUAAAGAAACCGGACAUUCUUGGCACCACGGUGGUAAAAGAAUUGACGUUGCAGAAAAACCCGGCGACGUGGUCAGUGAAGAUAACAGUGUUAAUUCAAGGUUGAAACGUCUCCAUGCUGAGAGGACGACAAAGCUUGUGAAACCAAAAAUUCCCGGAACCCCGAGGCCAACCAGACUGGGAACCAUCAGGCGAAGGACAGAUGACUUGUUUCAGGAGUUUGUGAAGCCAAGUAAGCAGCAUUUAAAUUUCACUGAAAUUGCCCCACAAGUUUUUGCUUUUUCAGCGUUCUUUGAUGACAGAUACGGCACGUCAUAUGUCCGUGUCGUAGCGAUAGCCCCGAGCGGUCGGGCGAAGAGAAAUACCGGCUUAUAUUGUGUGUUCAACAACAAUGAUACGACGGAGAUGGUGUAUUACGAAACGUGUGAAAACCAUCUUCAGGCCAACGCUUACUACAUGUUAUCGUGCGCAGUGCCUGAAUCGGUAGCGAUGAAAUUCGACGGAAUCAACCCUCUAGCAAUUGCCCCGUCAAAAAAUGCUAGUCCUAGUCGUUAUAAGCUUAUAAGUGUUAUUAAUAACCGAGGAAGAUUUGGAAGUGACAAUGAGAGACAAAUGGGACGUUUUGCCGUAUGUAUUCCUCCGCUUUUUGGAAAGAUUAACCCUCUACGUCUCGUGGAGUUUAUUGAACUGUCACGUCUUCUAGGGAGUAAUCAUUUUACGUUUUAUACAUAUUUUGUAUCGGAGGACGUGAUGCGGGUAUUGAAAUAUUACGAGAGACAGGGUGUUGUGACUGUCAUGCCGUGGUAUAUCCCCGUCAAGAAGAGGAUAUGGUACAAGGGUCAAUCUGCAGCCGUGGGAGACUGUCUUCUUAGAAACAUGCAUGUCAAUCACCUUGUUGCAUUCAACGACAUCGAUGAAUUCAUCGUUCCUCGUUCUAACAAGACAUGGAGUUCCUUUCUGGAGUAUCUGCAUCAGCAACAAUCGUCCAAAGGCGUUAAAACGGGGAAUAUUGCUGUUUACAGGUUUAAAAGUGCAUUCUUUGAAGUCUCAACACACGCGAAGGCCCAAAAUGUUUCCAUGGAACAACAACGAUUUCAACUGAACAUGGAUAAGUUUGUUUCACUAAGCCGGACAAGGAGGACUAAAAGAUUUAGCAGAAUACGCACAAAGAUGCUGGCAUACCCCACACGGGUAUUUGAGUUGGGUAUCCACCAUCUCAGUAAGCAGAUCAAAGAGGAAUAUUUCUGCCUCGAAGUGCAACCGGAUGUAGCCAGUUUACACCACUACCGGAUGUGUGACCGCGUGUAUGAUAUGAGUUGUGAUGAAUAUGUAGAGGACAGAACGGCUUUGAAUUUCAAAUAUUCUUUAGUCAACAACACUGUACGUGUUUUAAAACAGUUGAAAAGUACAGAGGAUUUUGUAUAAUGAUUAUUUAUAAAUUAAAUAAAGGUGAGUGUUAGGAACUAUAUGUGCAAUGACCUACACGUACUGUGGGUGACUGGCAAAACUUUAGCGCAAGCUCGAAAAUGUCUGACUGCAGAAGGAAUGGGAUUGGUGUAAGCGACUGUGAUGUUUACCCGAUGUGUAUUUGGUGUUUACUUGGUGUUAACGUGUACACAAUGUAUUUAGUUAGUUACGUGUUUCACUGUGGACUCAUUUGCAAACGCCCUUCUGUGGGGAAAUUAUCCAGCGUUAUUUAAUCUGAAGACGAGGCUUGGUUUAUUGCAUCUGGCGGACGUGGAAACGUGGUAGCAAGUUUGAUUCAAGUAAUUACAACACCACAUUGUUACCUCAUGCCUAGACAAUUGUCUCUGUACACCUGCAACGCCAAGAGCAUGUCUUUACAAGUACAACGCCUAGACUGUCUGUAAAAGUACAAUGUCUAGACUAUUUCUGUACAAGUACAACGCCUAGCGCAUGUCUGUACAAGUACAAUGUCUAGAAUAUGUCUGUACAAGUACAACGCCUAGCGUAUGUCUGUACAAGUACAAUGUCUAGAAUAUGUAUGUACAAGUACAACGCCUAGAGUAUGUCUGUUCAACUACAACGCCAAAACUAUGUCUGUACAAGUACAAUGUCUAGAGUAUGUCUGUACAAGUAUAAAGCCUAGACUAUGUCUGUACAAGUACAAUGUCUAGACUGUGUCUGUACAACUGCAAUGUCUAGACUAUUUCUGUACAAGUACAACGCCUAGCGUAUGUCUGUACAAGUACAAUGUCUAGAAUAUGUCUGUACAAGUACAACGCCUAGCGUAUGUCUGUACAAGUACAAUGUCUAGAAUAUGUCUGUACAAGUACAACGCCUAGAGUAUGUCUGUUCAAGUACAACGCCAAAACUAUGUCUGUACAAGUACAAUGUCUAGAGUAUGUCUGUACAAGUAUAAAGCCUAGACUAUGUCUGUACAAGUACAAUGUCUAGACUGUGUCUGUACAACUACAAUGUCUAGACUAUUUCUGUAAAAGUACAACGCCUAGAGCAUGUCUGAAAAGUACAAUGCCUAGAGUAUGUCUGUACAAGUAGAACCCCUAGAGCAUGUCUGUAAAUGUACAAUGUCUAGAGUAUGUCUGUAAAAGUACAACGCCUAGACUAUGUCUGUAAAAGUACAACACCUAGAGUAUGUCUGUACAAGUACAACGCCUAGAGUAUGUCUGCACAAGUACAAUGUCUAGACUAUGUCUGUCUAAAUACAACGCCUAAAGUAUGCCUGUACAAGUACAACGCCUAGACUAUGUACAAGUACAACGCCUAGACUAUGUCUGUACAAGUACAAUGUCUAGAGUGUGUCUGUACAAGUACAACGCCUACAGUAUAUCUGUAGGUCGCCGAGGGUAUGUCUGUAAAAGUAGAACGCCUGGAGUAUGUCUGUACUAAUACAGCGCCUAGACUAUGUCUCUACAACUACAAUGUCUAGACUAUUUCUGUACAAGUACAACGCCUAGAGUAUGUCUGUACAAGUACAAUAUCUAGACUAUGUCUGUACAAGUACAACGCCUAGACUAUGUCUGUAAAAGUACAACGCCAAGACUAUGUCUGUAAAAGUACAAUGUCUAGGCUAAGUCUGUACAAGUACAAUGUCUAGACAGUGUAUUCUACAGUCUCUCAAAACUACCUUCUUAUAUUCUAUGAUAGAUUAAGCUCUGAAUGAUCCUUAAUUUGGUUGCAUUACUUCAUACUAAAACUGUAUAGAGGCUACCUAUGGGGCUGCCACGGUGUCUGUAUCGCUGUAUACAAGGUUUCGGUACGAUUUCUGAAGUAUUCCUAGUCUUAGUCCGUGUUUAAUUCAUUCCACGUUUUUUGUCAACUGACGUACAAGGGUGCUUAUGGUUUCAUAUAGGUGAUGUUUUAGCAACAGGUACACAAAAGCACCCAGUGUAUACUUUUUGUAUGUCAGUUUCCUUUUAGAGCUUCUCGGCCACAUCAUGAUUCCACGGUUUUACAACCCUGUACAAUGGCAGGAGUACUUAAUGCCAAUUAACAAAUAGUAUUAUUUAAUUACUUUUAACAUUGGCACGAUAUCUCUAUCGAGUCUGUCCACGUGGUACUGUACAGUGAGUGAGUGUGGUGUUACGCUGCUUUUCGCAAUAUUCCAGCAAUAUGACGGGACACACACUGGGCUUCACACACUGCACCCAUUUUGGGAAUCGAACCCAGGCCUUUGGCGUGAAGAGAGAACGCUUUAACCUCUGGCUACCCCACCGUUCCUGGUAUAUUACAGGGAUGUGGAAGUAUGAUUCUAGACAAAAGCUCUAGAAAUAUCGGGUAAAUGCUUUCAUUUAAGUAAUUAGAUGUGUUAGUGAGUCCCCGUUGUUGUGUGUGGAUUUAUUUAGUUUAGAAACUUACUGAGGUGUAACAGGGAGCUUCACUGCUAUUUUAUAUCCUUUUGGGAAUUUUGUUUUGAGAAUGAAUUCUGUGAUUUUA
Molecule: messenger RNA, 4137 nt
Organism: Haliotis rubra (blacklip abalone)
Lineage: Eukaryota; Metazoa; Mollusca; Gastropoda; Lepetellida; Haliotidae
Product: beta-1,4-galactosyltransferase galt-1-like
Exons: 1
Coding region: 106-1644 (512 amino acids)
Source: RefSeq, a predicted model, not a curated record